AUGCCGCGAAUACGGGACGGGAUUAAUGAGGACCACCCGGCAAAUAAGGAGAAUCGCGUCUGGGACGCCUAUUUUGCGGAAACAGCGCGACGAGAUUCGCCGACAUUGAUGGAGAAGGAUCGCUGGCUCUGUUACAGCUGCACGCGGCCGCGCUAUCAUCGCUGCGGUCCGAGGUCGCGGAGCUGAAUUCAAGGCUGUUGGCGGCGACACGAGCCAGGGAGGCGACCGAGGCGGCUCUGGUCCGCGCGGAGGUGCAGGCCGCACGAGCGGAACAGAGAGCAGAGCAGCAAGCUGCGAGACACGAGGAGAGGCUGACCGAGUUGCAUUCCGUGAUCGCCGAGCUGGGCAGGCAGCUCGAGAGGCAUCGGGCUACUGUAAUUGCCGAGGAGGAUGAGUCCGAGAUAGAAACGAGCAGAGACGCGGAAGGAUCGAUCACGAACCCGGUCGAAGAGAGCGAAGGCGGAGGUGAUAUUCAAGGUGACGGGGAUCGUACGCUGGGCGAUGCGGAUUCCAGCUGCUGCGAGGACAUCGAGCCACGCACUGCCGAGGUAAAUGAGAGAGAGCAGUUAGACAGUCCGGCGGCGUUACCAACACCGGAGCCGACGCAGCAGGCGGCCUCGUGCCAAAGCGUGGCCAUGGCAGCGCUGCAAGAAGAGGUCACAGCCCUCCGAGCGGAGAUCGCAAGCUUGCAGGCUCAACUGGUGAAUUUCAAGAAUCAGGCUGGCAAUCAGAGGCAACAGGCUGGCAGCGAGUCACCUCGUAGAGAAACAAGAGGCAACACCAGUUCGCCGGAACCUUUGAGUGCACCUUGCUCGCCACUCUUGCCACCCCUGCAGACACCGCCGACAAAGAACGUAACGAGGGAGGAAGCUCCGGUUCUUAAAAUAGCCGAGAGGGUAAGACUCAGGAGGACCGACGAGAGGCACAUCACAGGACCCGAUAUUACCAACCUGGGGGUAUGCUCUACGAUGGUGGCUGAGCACCUGGUCUCGGAUCUUUUGGAGCACUCGAAUAUUCAAGAACUAAAUGGAUCCGAGAAACAAUUCGAAGUGGAGACGGAAAGGUUGAAUAGUAGGUUGGAACAUGCGCGAGCAAACAACGCUGUCCUUGCGUUGACUUUGCAUGAGAGUAAGGCGCAAUGUGAUAGAUUGAGUCUUUUGGUUGGAAAGUACGAGUCGAAUGCAACGGCGUUACGAUUAGCGCUUUCCUACAGUGAUCGUGCGAUAGAGGCUUACGACGUUCUGGUAGCAUUAUUAGAAAGCGAGAUCGCUCUGUCAACAGAGAGAAGCAGCAUCACGAUCGAUAACAGAAGAGCAGCUGAACACGUAGCCUACCAUGUGUUGAAUAAAUUGGAGAACGAGUGUAUGAACAGCCUAAACGCGCCGUGGGAAGAUAGCAUAGUUUUGUCAGACGAGUCUGAGGUGGCUUGGUGUGUGGAAGACGAACAACGACUUAGGAGACACAUCAGUAGAUUGAAAGGGGAACGAGCCAUGGUCAGGUCGACUGUAGUGGAGUUAGAAAGCGUUCACGUCGAGCCAUUAAAUUCGAAGAACACUAUUUCUCUCGCCGAAGCUCGGAAAUUAGAUUUAGAGACAGCUGUACUUAUGCAGGAAUUGAUGGCUAUGAGAGAGGACAAAGCAGAGCUGCGGGCACGAGUUUUCUUGUUGGAAAAGGAACGGGCUACCAUAGAGUUGAAGUUGAAUGCACGUGAUACACAAAUCGCAGCUCAGCACGCUGCUAUUGAGCAUCUUCAGGGACAACUCAGCGAUACGGAAGCCAUGCUGGCUAUGGCUACAAAUAAAGAUCGGGGUUUAAGCGAUAACGAAAGCGAGGGCAUGGAAUCUGAGUUAAUAGAGGCUUUAGGUCGAGAGGCUAGGCUAAAGGAACGUCUACAAGAAUUAGUAUCCACUUUAGAUAAAGUUAACAAAAAUUCUGAACUAAGGCAUCAACAGUCGGCCGAGCUUGUUAACGAUUUGAAAAGAGCCAAUGGAGCGCUGGUACAAACUUUAGAGAAGUCUAAGAAAAAGUAUCAAUCCAGAUUGAAAAAAUUGGAACAGCAAAUGUUGGGCAUGGUAGAAAGACAUGCUGCUCAGGUAAAAUCUCUAAAACAACGGAUAGCAUUGCUAGAGGAGGAGUCAACAGGAUAUAAAACAAGCUUACCACUACAAUCGCAGAGUUCUGGCGCCAGCGAGACAUCAUUAUGA
Messenger RNA from Heterotrigona itama, 2204 nucleotides. The record is from the annotation of a GenBank genome assembly. NCBI's taxonomy places the organism in Eukaryota, Metazoa, Arthropoda, Insecta, Hymenoptera, Apidae.